GGAUAUUAAAAAAUAUCCUUACAAUCUACCAUAUUACAAUAUUCCACGCAAGUUUCAAACUACGUACCUAUAGGUAAUUUACAAAAACCGUAAACAAUAUUAAAGUAAAUAAAAAGAUAAAAUGUUUAUAAUGCAAAAUAACAGAAUGGGAAAUCCCCAUUUGUUUUAUAAAAAUAGAUAAAUAAAAAUGUACAUAUUUACUAAAAAAAGUUCAAUGUUAUUUAUAAGACAGGAACGUAUUUAAAUGUAUUAGUUAUUAAAUGAUAACACACUUCCUAAGUAUUCGUAUGAUUUUAUUUAAUCAUGAAAUUAACCCACUUUACAUUACAUAAAAACACAUACUUAUAAACCACCAAAAUUAUGUAUGUUUUACUCAUACAUACUUGCUAAAAUGAAGUUUAUUCUGUUCUUUAUAUCAACCUUUAUUUUUUAUGAACAACUUCAUUCCUUUGUUCCAUGUAAAACUGAAACAUACGAUGCAUGUGCUACAGCCAGUUGUGUGGAUGAGCCAACUAGAUGUCCUAAAGGACAAACCAUAAUCUACGGAGGCUGGUGCAGAUGUUGCAGAGUCUGUGCAACAAUUUUAAGGGAAGGUGCUAAAUGCCCCUUUGAUGCCUAUAUAGGAAUUGGACCGCCAUCUAGAUUUUGUGACGAAGGGUUGAGAUGUAUUCAAGGUGUUUGUACUAAAGUUUAAUAAAU
Brassicogethes aeneus is the source of this 699-nucleotide messenger RNA. The record is from the annotation of a GenBank genome assembly. NCBI's taxonomy places the organism in Eukaryota, Metazoa, Arthropoda, Insecta, Coleoptera, Nitidulidae.